UUUGUGGCUGUGGUAGCUUGUGAGAACCGUUUGCGCUGGAAUGUGACGCAAUCAGUAAGCGACGGCAAACUAAUGAGAUGGAUUGUUUGAUCACACAAGUGAGAGUUGUUUGUUAUCACGGAAACUUGUUUGACGAUUGCAGAAAUGUGCUUCUUCCUUGGCUUGUAAGGGGUAACCCCUGAGAAGGACCUCCAUUCGCCACCCUCUAAGACUUCAGUCUGAAACUGUCAACUACCUGGCCAGCCAGGGUGCAGCUCUAGUCCAGGGUCCUUAUCCACCCACAACUCAGGCAGAAAGUCCAUUUACUGGGGGGUCCCUGGUUCAGUGCCCCUGAGGGCUGGGACCAGCACUCUGGGCCAGAAGCAGCUGUGAAGGGAUGGGGUAGUAGCUGAGGACAGAGCCAUGGUUCAUAACGUCUCAGUCCCCCAAACACCACCGCCGGCACUGGUGGGCACCAAUGGCCGCUCCUCUGGGAGGAAGAGGACACCCAAGGCAUGUGACUGCUGUGGGCCAAACUCUAAGCACCACAAUGGGAAGGACCCACAUGGGAAGACUCCAGGUGGCAAGCCCAGACAACGCAGGGCACAUCUGGGGAAGGGCAGGGGCCAGGCCCUGGGGGAGACCCCCAAGAGGACGGGUGGUCACCACUCUUCUGAGAAGACCCAGAUGACAGAGGAGCAGGUAACAGCCAUCCGACAGCUGGCAAACGACUCAGUUGUGGAGGAGGUAACCAACUCCUUGGCUCCAUUUGUAACCAGCUCCGUCGGUCAACCUGUAAUGAAUGUUGUGGCUCAACUUGUAAACAACUCUGUCGGUCAACCUCAACCUUUAACGGACUCUAUGGGUCAACCUUUAACGAACUCUAUGGGUCAGAAGUUAACGUACACUGUGGUUAAACUGGUGACCAAGUCUGUGGUUCAACCAGUAACAAACUCUGUGGUUCAACCUAUAAUGAAGUCUGUGGUUGAGCAUGUUACUGAUUCAGAGAUGGAGCAGGAGAAUGGUUGUGGUUUAGACAAACAGCCGGUAACCGACUCUAACACGGAGGUCAUGAAGCAGCCCCAGGCUGGUGACGCAGCUGUCUCCCUUUCCAACGGUACAUCUGCUGUGACCAACGAGGAACCAACAGACUGUAGCGCCCCUAUGGAGGUGGAACCAUCAGCCACAGCCUGUGUUUCCUCAGGCAUUAUGUUAUGCAGCACCCUCCACCCCUUCGCUCUGUGGGACCACAGAGAUUACUGUGAGGUGGGAGUGUGGGCUCCAAGCACUGAGCCAGAGGACGACUGUGUCUCAAAUCCAGCACAGCAACCCAACCCUGAAGACAUCCAUGAAGUAAUCAUAGACCUUAUACAUGAGUUCCUGGCGUUCUUCUAUGUGAAGUACGGGAGCUUCAUCCCCCUCACUGAGACUGACGUACUGGAGCAUCUGAAGAACAAGUGUAACACUGACCUCCAUGACAAGAAGCUAAACAUCCACUCAGAAAUGAUGAAGUAUAAAGCGGGUCUCGCCUCCACCUCUAUGAAGUGCUUCAAAGUGGACUACAACAAGCACACUCUGACCCUGGAGGACCUGUCCACACUGAAUGACCAAAACUGGGUCAACGACCAGGUCAUAAACAUGUAUGGAGAAUUGAUCAUGGAUGCUACACAGAACAAGGUUCAUUUCUUCAACAGCUUUUUCCACCGGCAGCUGGUGGCCAAAGGCUACGAAGGGGUUAAGAGAUGGACCAAAAAGGUAAGCUGGUGGCCAAAGGCUACGAAGGGGUUAAGAGAUGGACCAAAAAGGUAAGCUAGUGGUAGGUUAUAGAAGAUGCAGCCAAUUUAUUGCUAGUUUGUUAAGAUAUGACCAGAAAUGUAAAGGCUCAAUGUUUAUCUGAGACUGUCAGUCUCACAGAACAAGCUAAAUUAGAAUAUGUCCGCGAUUGUGGUUAAUCUGGUGUUUCUCUCUCUGUCUGUGUCUCUCUCUGUCUGUCUCUGUCUCUCUCUGUCUGUGUCUCUCUGUCUCCCUCGGUCUGUGUCUCUGUCUCCCUCGAUCUCUCUCUCUCUCUGUGUC
Molecule: messenger RNA, 2052 nt
Organism: Oncorhynchus gorbuscha (pink salmon)
Lineage: Eukaryota; Metazoa; Chordata; Actinopteri; Salmoniformes; Salmonidae
Product: sentrin-specific protease 5-like
Exons: 8
Coding region: 403-1788 (461 amino acids)
Biological process (GO): proteolysis
Molecular function (GO): cysteine-type peptidase activity
Source: RefSeq, a predicted model, not a curated record